Castor canadensis (American beaver) is the source of this 4126-nucleotide messenger RNA. It is a transcript of the gene Cgnl1, whose product is annotated as cingulin like 1. Gene Ontology annotation, cellular component: myosin complex; bicellular tight junction. Gene Ontology annotation, biological process: protein localization to cell-cell junction. The record is from RefSeq and is a predicted model, not a curated record. NCBI's taxonomy places the organism in Eukaryota, Metazoa, Chordata, Mammalia, Rodentia, Castoridae.
GUUUUCUCAUCCCCUUUUUCCUCUGAGGCAAGCUCUUCAGAGACUCACCUGCUUGGAUUGGACGCCCUGUUUGCCCAUCACUAGAAGUGUGGUUCUGGGUGGGACUGUGAACCAUGGAGUUGUAUUUCGGUGAAUACCAACACGUGCAGCAGGAGUACGGUGUCCACUUGAGACUCGCCAGUGAUGAGACCAAAAAGCCAAGGAACUCUCAGCACUUGAAGACAGGCUCCUAUGGGGUCAGUAUUAGGGUCCAGGGUAUUGAUGGUCACCCCUACAUCGUCCUGAAUAACACGGAGCAGUGUCUGGCAGGGACAUCUUUUCCUGAAAAUGGGCCAUCAUUGUCACCACCAAGGAUAAAUAACUUGCCUCGCCAUGCCACCAAUGGCUCUGUGUUGAAGGAGAACAGCACAGAAGAAUUGCAGCUUCCAGAAAACCCAUAUGCCCAACCUAGCACAAUCAGAAACCUAAAACAGUCCUGUCUCCACGAAGGCAAGAAUGGCAUUCUAGAACGCAAAGGCAGCCCAAUGAAGCCAAACCACGUGCUCAACUUUCAGAAGCAUCCAGAGAUUUUGCAGCCCUAUGACCCUGAAAAGAAUGACUUGCACUUGAAAAGCCACCAACCCCCUGAGAGUAAUUGGCUGAAAAAUGUAACUGAAGAAGGAACCAAUGAUAAGAAACCUUGGACUUGCUUUCCCCAGCCUGGCCAUCCCCAAUCUACCAGCCCUCCCUUGCAGGACCUGGCCAAAUCGAGUGUGACAGCCAUUCGUCUCUGCAGCUCUGUGGUCAUAGAAGACCCCAGAAAGCAGACUUCGGUAUGUGUGAAUGUUCAGAGCUGCACCAAAGAGGGGGUGGGAGAGGAGGCCCUUUCUCCCAGCGCGAGGUCUCUAAGUACCCAUAGCCCACACGCCCACCCUGACACCAAAAAAACCAGGCCAGAUGUGCUUCCCUUCCGGCGACAAGAUUCAGCAGGACCUAUCCUGGAUGGAGCUCGGUCACGAAGGUCCUCCUCCUCGUCUACGACUCCCACGUCGGCCAAUUCUUUGUAUAGGUUUUUACUUGACGAUCAGGAAUGUGCCAUCCAUGCUGACAACGUCAAUCGUCACGAAAAUAGAAGGUAUAUCCCCUUCUUGCCGGGAACUGGGCGGGACAUUGAUACAGGCUCAAUUCCUGGUGUGGAUCAGUUAAUUGAGAAAUUUGAUCAAAAGCCUGGGCUUCAGAGAAGAGGACGGUCUGGGAAGAGAAACGGAAUUAAUCCAGAAGACAGGAAAAGAUCCCGAAGUGUCGAUAGUGCCUUUCCUUUUGGUCUUCAGGGGAACCCAGAGUACCUGACUGAAUUUAGCAGGAACUUGGGCAAGUCCAGUGAACACCUCCUCCGACCAUCCCAGGUGUGCCCACAGAGGCCACUGUCCCAGGAACACCGUGGGAAACAAAGCAUGAGCCGCAUCUUUGCAAAACUGCAGAGAGACCCACAUGGUGCUCAGGCUGCCCACCCCAGACCUCCCCAGCAGCCCAAAGAUGGGAAAAUUCUAGGAAACAAAGGCAAUCAGGAAAGCGUGGAGAUUCGUGCAGCCUCCCUUCCAGCACAGAGUAAAAAGGAGGAAGAAAUCAAAACGGCCACAGCUACCUUGAUGUUACAGAAUCGGGCAGCGGCCAUCUCUCUGGAUUCUGGUGCCAAGAAAAUUUCUGUGAAGACAUUUCCUUCCAACUCAAAUACCCAGGCUACACCGGAUCUCUUAAAGGGCCAGCAAGAGAUCAGUCAACAAACCAAUGAGGAGACAGCCAGACAGAUACUUUUCAAUUAUCUCAAAGAAGGCAGCACUGACAACGAGGAAUCUACUAAGAGGAAAGUCAACCUGGUUUUCGAGAAAAUUCAGACUUUAAAGUCUCGAGCAACGGGAAGUGCGCAAGGAAAUAAUCAAGCUUCUAACACCUCACCUGAAAUCAAAGAUCUCUUGGAACAGAAAAAAAAGUUGACCUUAGAGGUGGCUGAACUUCAGAGACAGCUUCAGCUAGAAGUCAAGAAUCAACAGAACAUGAAGGAAGAGAGGGAGAGGAUGCGAGCCAACUUGGAAGAGCUGCAAGGCCAGCACGACAGCCAGAUGGAGGAGAACAGCAGGCUGCAGCGACGGCUGGAUGACAGUGAAGGAGAGCUGAGGAAGAACCUGGAGGAGCUCUUCCAGGUGAAGAUGGAGCGGGAACAGCACCAGACGGAGAUUCGGGACCUGCAGGAACAGCUGUCAGAAAUGCACGAUGAGCUGGACAGUGCUAAGCAGUCCGAGGACAGGGAGAAAGCGGCUCUGAUUGAGGAGCUCCUCCAGGCCAAACAGGACCUUCAGGACCUGCUGAUCGCCAAGGAAGAGCAGGAAGACCUUCUGAGAAAGAGGGAGAGGGAGCUCACCGCCCUGAAGGGGGCCCUGAAGGACGAGGUUGCCAGCCAUGACCAGGAGAUGGACAAGCUGAAGGAGCAGUACGACGCCGAGCUGCAGGCCCUUAGGGAGAGUGUGGAGGAGGCCACCAAGAAUGUCGAGCUCCUGGCCAGCCGGAGCAACGCUUCAGGGCAAAUCCAGGCUGGGGCAAAAGUACUCGAGAAGGUUCUGAAGGAGGAGAAUGAGAGGCUGCAAGGCAGGAUUGGAGAGCUGGAGCGGCAGAUCGAAGACAUGAAAGGCGAGGAGGCCCAGGCGAAGGAAGCACUCCGGAAGUGUGAGAGCGAAAUGCAGCAACUAGAGGAGGCCCUUGUGCAAGCCAGAAAGGAAGAAAAAGAAGCUACGUCAGCCAGAAGGGCCCUGCAGAGUGAGCUAGAGGGUGCUCAGAGAGAGCUGAGCCAGACCACUCAGGAGCAGAAGCAGCUGUCUGAGAAGCUCCGAGAUGAGACUGAGCAGAAGGAGCAGUUAAGAAGGCUGAAGAACGAGAUGGAGAGCGAGCGAUGGUGUCUGGACAAGACCAUCGAGAAACUGCAGAAGGAGAUGGCUGACAUUGUUGAGGUGUCCCGCACGUCAACACUGGAGCUCCAGAACCAGCUGGAUGAGUACAAGGAGAAAAAUCGCAGAGAGCUUGCCGAAAUGCAAAGGCAGCUGAAGGAAAAAACCCUAGAGGCAGAAAAGGCCCGACUGGCCACCAUGAAAAUGCAGGAUGAGAUGCACCUGAUGGAGGAAGAGUUACGGGACUACCAGCGAUCCCAGGAGGAAGCCCUCACAAAGAGGCAGCUUCUGGAGCAGACAUUGAAGGACCUGGAGUAUGAGUUGGAGGCAAAGAGUCAUGUCAAAGAUGACCGCAGCCGGCUAGUUAAGCAGAUGGAGGACAAGGUGUCCCAACUGGAGAUGGAAGUGGAAGAAGAAAGACACAACUCAGAUCUGCUGUCGGAAAGGAUCUCUCGGAGCAGGGAACAGAUGGAGCAGAUGAGGAACGAGCUACUUCAGGAGAGAGCUGUGAGGCAAGACUUGGAGUGUGAUAAGAUUUCCCUGGAGAGACAGAACAAGGAUUUAAAGAGCCGGAUUAUCCACCUGGAAGGUUCCUACAGGUCCAGUAAAGAGGGGCUGGUGGUACAGAUGGAAGCCAGGAUUGCAGAGCUGGAGGACCGACUGGAGAGUGAGGAGAGGGACCGGGCCAGCCUCCAGCUCAGCAACCGAAGACUGGAGCGGAAAGUGAAGGAGCUGGUGAUGCAGGUGGAUGACGAGCACCUGUCACUGACUGACCAGAAGGACCAGCUGAGCUUGCGCUUGAAGGCAAUGAAGCGACAGGUGGAGGAGGCCGAGGAGGAAAUCGACAGACUGGAAAGUUCUAAGAAGAAGCUGCAGAGGGAGCUGGAGGAGCAGAUUGACGUGAAUGAGCACCUGCAGGGGCAGCUCAAUUCCAUGAAGAAAGAGUUAAGGCUUAAGAAGCUACCGAGUAAAGUGCUGGAUGACGAUGACGACGACGAUGACCUCAGCACUGAUGGGGGAAGCCUCUAUGAGGCGCCACUGAGUUACACCUUCCCCAAGGACAACACCAUUGCCAGCCAGAUCUGAGUCCAGCACUUCCAGGGCUGUUGAAGGGGCUCAUAAUUCCUCACAGGAUUCUGCAGCCACCCAAAGCAAGAGGCAGCAAAGGGAGCGGGCAUCUGAAGUUGAGACCCUGAGCCAUCUCUCAC